AUGCUUGGGUCAAAAAUCGAUCAUCUGGCGGCUGAGACCGCUGACAAGGUCACAUACGACGAGCAGGGCAAGAAGGUCGAGACCCACACCACUGUCGUCGACCCCUUCGAGGCUCUCCGGCUCGAGGAGGAGAACCACCAGAUCAAGUUCAGGACGCUAUCAUGGCAAAAGACGACACUGCUCCUCUUCGGCGAGUAUGUUUGUUUGGCUAUCCUCGCCUUGGCUUGGAGCUGGAGUGUGCUCGGAUGGGUCUGCGGCUUCUUCAUCACCUUUGGGCUCGGCGCCAUCACCUGGUACACCAGCUACAUCCUCUGGCAAUUCUGCAUGAAACAUCCGGAAGUCCGAGACAUCUGCGACAUCGCUGCUCUGCUUUUCCCAUGGUGCCCUCGGAUAGCCUUCGAGGCUACGGCCGUCAUGCUUCUCCUGAACAACAUCUUCCUGAUCGGUUUCCACGUCUUCACCGGCGCCAAGAUCCUCAACACCCUCUCCGACUCGUCGAUCUGCACCGUCGCCUUCCAGGCAAUCUCUGCGAUCAUCGGUAUCCUCGUCUCACUCCCACGCACUCUCAACCACAUUUCUACCAUGUCGGUGGUUUCGGCGAUCUGCAUGGGCAUCGCCAUCAUCCUGAGCUUGGUCUACGCCGGUAUCGAGGCCAACCCGCUUUACGGCUACGGCGGCAACUACCCCACUCUCGGACCCGUCAAGACCUCAGUCGGACUACCCAACGGUGGACCUGGCUUUGUUGAUGGUCUUAACGCUGUCCUCAACAUCACCUUCUUGUGGAUUGGCCAGAUCCUUUACCCCUCAUUCAUCGCCGAGAUGAAGGAGCCCAAGGACUUCCCCAAGGCGCUUGCCGCCCUCACCGGUCUCCAGCUCAUCCUCUUCACCGUCACCGCUGCGGUCGGAUACUACUACAUGGGCCAGUACUCCACCGCACCGUCCAUCGGAUCGCUCCUUGAGCCAUGGGCGCGCAAGUCGGCCUUUGCGUUCGUUCUCGUUCCUACCGUUGUCAUUGGCGCCAUCUACUCGAACGUUGCUAGCAAGUUCCUCUUCAGGCGGAUACUCGGCAACAACUCGAAACACGCGCAUAGCCACAGCUUGGUCGGCUGGAGCGUAUGGACCGGGAUCGUCGUGUUCAUCUGGGUCCUGGCUUUCGUCCUUGGAAACGUCAUUCCAAGUAUGGGCGACUUCCUGGGCAUUAUGUCCGCUGCGUUCGACUCGUUCUACGGCUUCAUCUACUGGUCGGUCGCCUACUACCACCUCAACAAGGGGCGCCUCUUCGCCGGCCCCAAGAUGAUCACCUUUACCAUGAUCAACAUCCUCAUCUUCGUCCUCGGCCUCUUCAUGCUCGGCCCCGGAUUAUAUACCAGUGUACAGGCGAUUGUCUUGGCUUAUUCCGGCUCCGUCCGGACAGCCUUCACUUGCGCUUCAAACGCUUUGUAA
This is a messenger RNA of Dioszegia hungarica, 1443 nucleotides long. RefSeq names its product transmembrane amino acid transporter protein-domain-containing protein. Gene Ontology annotation, biological process: amino acid transmembrane transport. Gene Ontology annotation, molecular function: amino acid transmembrane transporter activity. The coding region runs from base 1 to 1443 and encodes 480 amino acids. The transcript has 8 exons. Gene Ontology annotation, cellular component: vacuolar membrane. Lineage: Eukaryota; Fungi; Basidiomycota; Tremellomycetes; Tremellales; Bulleribasidiaceae. The record is from RefSeq and is a predicted model, not a curated record.